UGGUGGCAAGCGCGCGCCGACGACAGAAGUCUUCGCCUCGCGCCGCGGUACGCGCGCGCAAGAUUAACGUACAGAAAACUGAUUUAUCGCGACCCAUUGAAAAAAUAAUCGCCUGCCAGAGGAUAUGUGAUGGAGGGCCAGGACUGGCGCGACGACUGGCACCAGCCACGCCAGAUGGACGGCGUGGUUUCCAGCCAAUUUCCUAGAGGCGGGUUCCACCUACACUCUUUGGCGCAGCGAGUGAGCCGUGAUCAAGAUCAGCUGCCGGUUUUACCGCCGCUGCAUAAUGUACGAGAUAAUGCAGUGUGCUCCCGCAGUACAUACUCCCCCUUGCAAGCUCUCAGCGAGAGUACGUGCCGCGACCACGGCGCGCAGUCGGCGCCGCCGCCGCAACCGCCGCCGCCGCGGAUGCAGGUUUCAAAUCAAAACGUCACGCUACAUCCAGCGGUAGCACGCUGCAGUGCCUCCCUCGAACUGGCCACGCUCUGGCGAAGCUUUCAUGAACUCGGCACAGAGAUGAUUGUGACGAAGGCCGGUCGUCGAAUGUUCCCCGCCCUACAAGCGAGACUCUCCGGCUUGCUGCCCAACGCGGACUAUUUGCUGCUCGUGGAUUUCGUACCUUUAGAUGAUAAACGAUAUAGAUACGCUUUCCAUAGCUCGAGCUGGGUGGUGGCGGGCAAGGCGGACCCGGUGUCGCCGCCGCGCAUCCACGUGCACCCCGACUCGCCCGCCGCCGGCGCGCACUGGAUGCGCCAGCUCGUGUCCUUCGACAAGCUCAAGCUCACCAACAAUCAGCUCGACGAUAAUGGACAUAUUAUCCUCAACUCGAUGCAUCGCUAUCAGCCGAGACUCCACGUUGUGUAUCUGCCAGGCGAAGGCCACAGUACCGCUCCGGGGACGGUACCGUACCGUACGUUUAUCUUUCCCGAAACUGGUUUUACUGCGGUCACAGCUUACCAGAAUCAUAGAAUAACGCAAUUGAAAAUCGCGAGCAAUCCAUUCGCUAAAGGAUUCCGUGACUGUGAUCCUGAUGAUUGUCCCCCAGAGCAGAGCGGCCAGCGCGGCGCGGCGCGGCGGCGCGAGGCGGCGGGCGAGGCGUUCCCGCUGGCGCAGCCGUACGGCGCCGAGCCCAGCGCCAGCGGGCCGCUCUACGCCGCGCACGCGCACCCAGUACGGUACCAACCACACACUGGCCACAAUAGUGCAUACACAGCGUAUUACGCGCACAGAUAAAAAUAUAUAUUACAGUAAUAUAAUACUGUGAUACUGUAGCAAGUUACUUAUGUACGACUCUAUUGGGUUCAACAACUGAUCAAUUAGAAUUUAAGUAACUUAGGCAAGAAUAUAUACAUAAGUAUAGAAGGUUAAUUUAUUUUAACAUUAAUCUUACUCAGUAUGAUGUUUUUUCUAUUUCUGGUAAUGGUAGUCAUUUCAUUAUUUAAUUCUCUGUUUUUAUUAAUUUGGAAAUUAAAUUUAUUUACUGAUAUACUGGCCGUCAAGAUUCAAGUGAUGAAUCCGAUACAAUUAUCUUACUUUUUUGUGUUUUUUUCUCGAAAUGGUAAUUUUGUAUUUGACUAACAAAUCGACUUGAAGCUUCUAGACUCUUAAGACUUGGUGCAAAUAUUUUGCUUCAAAGAUAUUGUAAUCGGUACGAAAUCGAUAAGCUUGGCCUUCUAUGAAUGCCAUCGCUUACUACAGAAAUGUACUGUUGUGGUCUCUCUAAAACACGUUAUGUGGCGUUCCAACGCCUUGGGUCUUGUAUUUAGUUAUUUCGAACCAUUAUCGUAAGCGUCGUAGCCUGUCUACAUAUCAAAAUUCAAAAUAACCCUACAAACAAGCGCUGUUUAUCGAGUAUUGUUUUGAUCGAGACGUCGUCCGCUAACGCUGUGUCUGGUCUGUUGAAAUGUCGAUCGGAAGUUUACGCUGAAUUCGGACGUUACGUUUACCAUAUAAUAGAAGACCGUAGUAGUCGUAAGUUGUCUAUGACAAAAUAAAUAAAUUGUCUAUAAAAAAAUGGUGAUCAUAGCAAAAAUAUUCUUUAUUAUUCAUCUAAUUUACAACAACUUAAUUUAUGAGGAGUCGUUUUUUUUGUAAUGCCUAAUUAAAACUAAGCCAAUAUACAUAAAACUUAUACAAGAUGAUGCAUCGCGUUUCGGCGAAGGUUUUGGUAUAUAAUAUGAAUAGCCGCGCUUCGCAGUUUUAUCCUUUAAAUUAAGCCUUCAGACGUGCCAACUUAUAGUAACAAAAUAUUCGUUAAGUAUUAAAAUAUUAAUCUUCUAUACUUAUGUAAAAAUUCAUGGAUUCACGUCAACGGUCAAGAAUUUUUUCGAUUUCCUUAUAGUAUGUAAUAAAUCUUACGAAGGAAGAAAAUUUAUUAAUUAUAAAAAUCUCAAACAAACAAAAUACAUUCAUCUGUUUUAUUCAUAUUUUACUUUAAUUUACAUGAAAGAUACGUUGUACCGUCUUAAUAUAUGAACAUCAGUAUGUGUGAUAAUUAUAUGUAGUAAGUUUUAUGUGUUCAGAAGUUACCAAGUCCUGCAAACAUACAUAUAUUUAUAUCUACCUAUAUAGAUUGAUUUUGAGCCCAUUUUAAAUAAGCAUUUGCUUAUUAUAUUAUAUAAGAAAUACAACUUGAAACAAUAACGUUAUCAACCGUGCCUUAUAGAG
Molecule: messenger RNA, 2667 nt
Organism: Nymphalis io (European peacock)
Lineage: Eukaryota; Metazoa; Arthropoda; Insecta; Lepidoptera; Nymphalidae
Product: T-box transcription factor mls-1-like
Exons: 9
Coding region: 130-1233 (367 amino acids)
Biological process (GO): cell fate specification; regulation of transcription by RNA polymerase II; positive regulation of DNA-templated transcription
Cellular component (GO): nucleus
Molecular function (GO): RNA polymerase II cis-regulatory region sequence-specific DNA binding; DNA-binding transcription factor activity, RNA polymerase II-specific
Source: RefSeq, a predicted model, not a curated record